AUGAUUCCUUCGGACGUGCCUGCGGAGACUGAGAUCGUACUUUAUCAAGUCGCAUUCACCUUUGUCUUCUCGCUUAGCAUCUUUAUUAUUCUGCUGGCUGGAUAUAUCAUUUUGAACACUGGAAAAAGUAAGUAGUUUUGCGGAAGCAGCGACUAAAGUGAGGAUUUUUAAAAGGCAUUUGAGGUGCGCCGAUAAAUAGGACUUUCUUUGUAGCAGUCUGGCGGAAAAAUAAUGAGCACUCUGUCGCAAAAUCUGAGCGUCGCACAUGGCGCACUUACUGUAAACUUACACCCCAAUUUCAGACAUCAAAACCUAUCGAUGGUAUCUGCUUGCCCAGCUGAUUGCCAGUGCCAUCUUUGACCUUGUCUACUGGCUGAAGAUGCCGGUUGAGCUCUACUCCGCAAAGUGCAUUUACAGCGUCGGCUUACUCGGCGAGACUCCGUUGACAACGCAAAACGUUCAAUUUGUACUCAUUGUUUUCUUUGGCGAAUGCAAGCUGCUGGUUUUGUAUGCCGCUAUUAUGUAUCGGUAUUACCAUGUAAGUUGCUUUGUGGGGAUCAAGAAUUAGAGGGUGGUUUUGCAACAAUAAAGUCCUACGCUUUUUCGAAAGUGCGUGGCCUUUUUUCGCCAGUCUUGAAUCCGCGACCAUCGCAAACUUGCGGACAACGAUUUUUGCCGGCUGGGGCCGCAUCUGCGGAUAACAGGAGAAAACAUGAUGGUACUUUAGAAACCUAGUCAACAUAUAAGAAAAAAUUGACGCUGUUUAAAGUGUGCUGACAUAUCAAUUUUUGAUUUGAAGCCCUUGUCUAAUUACCAGCCUGUCGGGAAAAUAAUGUGUGUUUGUGGCGUGGAGCAAAAUAUCUCCUGUCGUUACAGUCUUUCAAAGUUCAAUUUAACCGUAUUAUUUAUCCGAGGCUGAUAUUCCAUACAUUCGAAGUAUCCUUCACGGCAUCACCCAUUAUUUUCAAUCAUCGUAUCUCAAAUUUUAGGGGUUACCUCCCGACACCUAUCCACGACUUCGGGUCCUCGUUGAACCCAAGAUCUACAAAUUCGCUCUGUUGUUUUUGGUUGUGCAGCUGCCGGUCGUUGUAAGUUGACAAAAUUGCAUCAUGUGUAAACAAAAGCGUAGCCAUUUUUGCGAUCAGCGUAACGUUUUUUUUUUGUAAAAGCAAACAUUUUUUUUGCAAAGCCCAUCAAUUGUUUCCAGCUCUCCCUUGUUCCGUCGCUGCCGAUGCCAGCGCGACAAGCGGUGCUGAGAAAUCGAUCGCCCUUGCUCCGCGACGUCUACAUUAAACAUCCGUCGUUGCUUUGCUUCGAGGAAACAACUCAAAACACAAAGGAAUUCGACGUUAUGUUCGUAUUCUUGACAGCGUCGUAUACGUUCAUAAUUGUGACGCUCAUCUUCAUGAUGAGCCAUCUGAUCUACUUGACCAAUCAGAACAAAAAUCGACAUAACUCGACGUAUAGAAUACAGGUAACAGAAGAGAGGCCUGCAAUGAGAAACAUAGACAUUAUAAUUUUUUACCUUGCAGUUCAUGCUCUUCAAAUCCAUUCGAAUGCAGUUUUUCUGCAUGAUCGUGGUUACCGUGAUCCCGCUUACCUAUCGAGCGCUAGCAACCUCCUUUGAGUUCCGGCGAGAGGCUACUGUUCUAAUGGCGAUGUGCGUUCUCACCUGCAGUCAUUCGGUGAUUGACUGCGCAUUGAUGAUUCAUUACGUUCGACCGUAUCGGCAGAUGCUGACACAUAUUGUGCUGAAAUGUCUAAAUGGAGAGAUGGUUAGUCCUGGCCUGGUCACUAUUAACAGUAGAACGUCGGGAACUUUUGGGAAAUAA
Bursaphelenchus xylophilus (pine wood nematode) is the source of this 1832-nucleotide messenger RNA. NCBI's taxonomy places the organism in Eukaryota, Metazoa, Nematoda, Chromadorea, Rhabditida, Aphelenchoididae. The record is from the annotation of a GenBank genome assembly.